GAGACGCCGCUGAGGAACAGCCCCAGCCCGCCCAACAGCACCGGGGGCACGAUCGACAGCGAUAGCUGGGACCCCCGUUUCAAUGACACCCCCUCCUCCGUCUCGCUGCCCGCCAAGAACAGAAAGAACUUCAGUCAGCUUAAGCGAGCGAAACCGUACAGUUCCCUGUUCCAGCGAGCGAAGGCCAGCAGCUUCCUGCCGGAGCGAAAGCAAAUGGAUAAGAUCAGGAAGAAGAAAAAGCUGAAAAGGAGGGAAGCGGAGGUGUCUGCAGAGGAGGACUAUGAAGAGAAGCUGCUGGAGCUGGAGGCAGAGGACUCUUACGCCGAGGCGCCGAUGAGCCCCUCGUCCGAGGGCGACCCUCAGUCUGUGGCUGACACUGCUCAGUGUGGGACUCUGACCUCCCCUGCCGUGACGGCCGAGCAGACGGUGGAGAUCCAGAGCGUGGGCAAACGCACGGUCAUUCGGCAGGGCAAGCAGGUGGUCUUCCGGGAUGAGGACGGCACUGGCGACGACGAGGACAUCAUGGUGGAUUCGGACGAUGACUCCUGGGACCUGGUCACCUGCUUCUGCAUGAAGCCUUUCGCUGGGCGGCCCAUGAUCGAGUGUAACGAGUGCCACACCUGGAUUCACCUCUCGUGUGCCAAAAUCCGCAAGUCCAACGUCCCAGAGGUCUACAUCUGCCAGAAGUGCCGGGACUCCAAGUUUGACAUUCGCCGCUCGAACCGCUCCCGGACGGGCUCGCGCCGGCGCUUUCUGGACUAG
Acanthisitta chloris (rifleman) is the source of this 762-nucleotide messenger RNA. RefSeq names its product PHD finger protein 13-like. The record is from RefSeq and is a predicted model, not a curated record. Gene Ontology annotation, biological process: mitotic chromosome condensation. Lineage: Eukaryota; Metazoa; Chordata; Aves; Passeriformes; Acanthisittidae. Gene Ontology annotation, molecular function: chromatin binding.